Capsaspora owczarzaki ATCC 30864 is the source of this 630-nucleotide messenger RNA. RefSeq lists its product as hypothetical. The record is from RefSeq and is a predicted model, not a curated record. The transcript is spliced from 2 exons. NCBI's taxonomy places the organism in Eukaryota, Filasterea, Ministeriida, Capsasporidae. The coding region runs from base 1 to 630 and encodes 209 amino acids.
AUGAGUGAAGGGGAUUUGCCAAUGGCGUUUGGCAGCACGCCUCGAGGCGGGCACCGAAGUCAUCCUGUCCCGCAACAUCCAAACCACGGCAAUCCGCAAUCUCCAUUCCACCACCAACCAUACCACCGCGGUGGCCACGGUGGUCAUCAUGGCCAUGGCGGUGGUGGCGGUGGUCAUCGCGGAGGAGGUCAACGAGGAGGAUAUCAGCGAGGAGGGGGAUUUCACCGAGGGGGUGGCAACAACAACCAUUACCCAGCGCACUCUGGGCCGCAUCGCGGUGGCUUUGACGGUGGAUUUAUGCCACAGCAUCAACAUCAACAACAACAUCAACAUCACGGUUUUCACCGCGGCAGCGGCGGUCGGGGCGGUCGCGGCGGGCAUCGUGGCGGCCAUUCUGCCGAUGCUAGAUUGGACAUUCGUGCAUACUACAAGCCGAGCUUUUUGGAAAACCCUUGGGCUCAGCUGGAGGACAAUCUUCGAUUUCCACAUGCGUUUGAAACAAUCCGCGGCACUGGGCAUCCUGUUCCAGUAGAUAUGGCCAGCGACAAUGGUGCUUCUGCUGAUGCCUCAAGUCCUAUCGUUAGUAAUGUGCACCCGGCUGUGGACACUGCGGUCGACACAAGUAGUUAG